Messenger RNA from Puccinia triticina, 864 nucleotides. RefSeq lists its product as uncharacterized. Bases 1 to 864 code for a protein of 287 amino acids. The transcript has 2 exons. Lineage: Eukaryota; Fungi; Basidiomycota; Pucciniomycetes; Pucciniales; Pucciniaceae. The record is from RefSeq and is a predicted model, not a curated record.
AUGGUUCAGAUCCACUACCCCCUGGCCUUUCUGGGGGGGCUGAUUGCGUGCCAUGCGAUGCGCGAUAUCUGUGGACCUGCUGAAUCUGGCCGGCUAUCUUGUGAGGAACCUCAGGUCCGACGGUCCGGCGGCCAAGAUCUUUGGUGUGACCUCUCGAUGAGCUCACGGAUCAAGCGCCCAGAACAUAUGCGCCAAACCCUCUUUGCCCAAGUGGAUCAUCGUCCAAACACUGAUCUCCAUAGACUAUCAGAGACUACAAAGGAUCAUUCUCAUGCAGACUUGGGAGCCCAGCAGCAAACACGCUAUCACCGACCUGGCCUUGUUGAAUGUCUGCAUUCAUCGCCAUCAGUGGCAAGGAGCGUUAGAAGUCCCGACGGUCAUGGAGGUAAGCGGGAAUGGCCAAGCACCCAUGCAGACUGCAACUUGAACUGUGGCCCGGAAACCCAAGAGAGUGCUACUACAGUACCGCUCGCCUGCUUCCAAGAUCCAAGCUCUAAACCCCAACUCAAGAAUGAAAAGCAGAGAUCAGAUCUGCUGGGAAACUUCUUAGAAUCGUCCUACAUGGAAGAGGCAAUGGGCGAAGGAUCUGGAAAGCGCGGGGGGAAGGUUCCGUGCCAGGCCUUGCGAUCUGAUGCAAAGAAGCGCAUUGGAGGCUCAAUGGCGAACUCUAGAAUUGGGAAAGCUCCAGAUGCUAACGUAGUGGGUCCCCUAGUAAAGAAGCCGAGAAUCAUAUCAGAGGUUGGUGCGCAAAACAGCGAUCAUGAUAACAUCUAUUGGGAACAAGCAAAGAUAGAGCGUCAAUCUAUGGGGCAAUCAAGGGAAUUAAGAGGCCUGGUGAUCAUCAGAGCUCAUCAGCAAUUGUGA